GGAGCGGUCCCCGGGACCCGGGAGCACCGCCCAUCGCGCCCAUGGCGGCCCGGCGGGGCACGGAUGAGAUGCGGGACCGCGUGGUGCUGGGCGAGUUCGGCGUCCGCAACGUCCACACCACCGACUUCCCCGGCAACUACCCCGGCUACGAGGACGCCUGGGACCAGCGGCGCUUCGAGGAGGCGUUCCGCGUGGACGUGAUCCGUGAGGAAGGGGACACCCUGGAGUUCGACAUGGUGGGCAUCGACGCCGCCAUCGCCAACGCCUUCCGCCGCAUCCUGCUCGCCGAGGUGCCAACGAUGGCUGUAGAGAAGGUCUUUGUGUACAACAACACAUCCAUUGUGCAGGAUGAAAUUCUGGCUCAUCGGUUGGGCCUCAUCCCCAUCCGAGCUGACCCUCGGCUCUUUGAGUACAGAAAUCAAGGAGAUCAGGAAGGGACUGAAAUUGAUACUCUGCAGUUUCAGCUGAAAAUCAAAUGCAAACGAAACCCUCAGGCUGCCAAGGAAUCAUCUGAUCCCGAUGAACUGUAUUUCAAUCAUAAAGUGUACAGUAAACACAUGACGUGGGUGCCCUUGGGGAAUCAGACAGACCUUUUUCCAGAUGCUGAUUUCCGGCCUGUUCACGAUGACAUCCUCAUUGCACUGUUGCGACCCGGGCAGGAAAUAGAUGUGCUUAUGCACUGUGUCAAGGGUAUAGGUAAGGAUCAUGCCAAGUUUUCUCCUGUGGCCACAGCCAGUUAUCGACUGCUUCCUGACAUUACUCUCCUGCAGCCUAUUGAGGAUGAGGCAGCUGAGACGUUGCAGAAGUGCUUUUCCCCUGGGGUCAUUGAGAUCCAGAAUAUCAAUGGAAAAAAGGUGGCAAGAGUAGCCAAUGCACGACUGGACACAUUCAGCAGAGAAAUUUUCCGACAUGAGGGUCUUAAAAACCUUGUGCGCCUGGCGAGAGUACGGAACCAUUACAUCUUUUCAGUGGAGUCGACAGGUAUCUUGCCUCCAGAUGUGCUGGUGAGUGAAGCCAUCAAGAUUCUGAUGGGAAAGUGUCAGCGCUUCCUCAAUGAGCUGGACUCUGUGUCUAUGGAGUGACCUGGCUGUAGCUGGGAAAGCAGAAACCUGCACUGCUGUUCUGGGCUUCCUGCACCUGCCUCUGGGGGAGAUUCCUCUUCCAUAGGCAGGAGGCUUGAUAGGGGCUUGCUAAGAAUCCAAGGACUAGCUCUUUGGGUUUUUCUGUUGGUAAUGAGCUGCAGUAAGGAGAUGCUCUAAAAUAAAGUCUUUUUUA
Molecule: messenger RNA, 1275 nt
Organism: Catharus ustulatus (Swainson's thrush)
Lineage: Eukaryota; Metazoa; Chordata; Aves; Passeriformes; Turdidae
Gene: POLR1C
Product: RNA polymerase I and III subunit C
Exons: 9
Coding region: 42-1082 (346 amino acids)
Biological process (GO): DNA-templated transcription
Cellular component (GO): RNA polymerase III complex; RNA polymerase I complex
Molecular function (GO): protein dimerization activity; DNA binding
Source: RefSeq, a predicted model, not a curated record